Molecule: messenger RNA, 954 nt
Organism: Exophiala aquamarina CBS 119918
Lineage: Eukaryota; Fungi; Ascomycota; Eurotiomycetes; Chaetothyriales; Herpotrichiellaceae
Exons: 2
Coding region: 1-954 (317 amino acids)
Biological process (GO): proteolysis
Molecular function (GO): peptidase activity
Source: RefSeq, a predicted model, not a curated record
AUGGCGGCGUCACCCUCAAGCUCAAAACCCAAGGCCACGGAGGGGACCGUCGCCUUCAAACACCCAUCUCUCCCCAAACCGUGUGAAACUUGGUACAAAGUAGUCGGCGACCUGAAAUCGUCGGCUAGCGGACGCCCUCUGGUAACUCUCCAUGGCGGACCAGGCAUGGCGCAUAACUACCUACUCAACCUUUCAGGCCUUCAUACUAAAUACAACGUCCCCGUCGUCUUCUACGACCAGGUGGGAUCUGGCCUGUCGACACAUAUCCGCGAAAAGCGCCUCGACACUUCUUUCUGGACCCCGGCCUUGUUCAUCGCCGAACUCGACAAUCUCCUCGAGCACCUCGGGGUAUCCAAUGACUUCGACCUCCUCGGCCAGUCAUGGGGCGGCAUGCUGGGCUCCAUGUUCGCCAUCCGCGGACACCCCGGGCUUAAUCGCCUGGUCAUCUCGAACUCGCCCGCGAGUAUGCCAAUGUGGAUCGAGAGCUGCAACGCGUGGCGGCGCGAACUGCCGCGCGACAUCGACGACGCGCUGCAACGCCACGAGGACGACAAGUCCUACCAGGACCCCGAGUACAUCGCCGCGGUCGAGUACUUCUACAAGCGCCACCUGUGCCGUGUCGUCCCGUUCCCAAAGGACCUCACCGACACCAUCGCCUGGGUCGAGCAGGACGAUACCGUGUACUUGACCAUGAAUGGGCCGAGUGAGUUCACCGUCGUCGGCAGUCUCAAGACCUGGAGUGUGGUCGAUGAGCUGCACAAGAUCACCGUGCCCACUUUGGUGUUGAAUGCCGAGUUUGAUGAAGCCAGAGACAGCUGUGUGUAUCCUUACUUCUCCAAUAUCCCAAAAGUCAAAUGGUUCACCUUCCCAGGUGCAAGCCAUUGCACCAACCUGGAGAUUCCCGACAGGUAUCUCGAGGUGGUCUCGCAGUUCCUCCUUUCGAAAACCACAUGA